Ixodes scapularis (black-legged tick) is the source of this 630-nucleotide messenger RNA. RefSeq lists its product as uncharacterized. The record is from RefSeq and is a predicted model, not a curated record. NCBI's taxonomy places the organism in Eukaryota, Metazoa, Arthropoda, Arachnida, Ixodida, Ixodidae. The transcript has 3 exons. The coding region runs from base 288 to 620 and encodes 110 amino acids.
GAGUCUUCUCUUUGCCGGAGAAAGAACCACGAAGGACUGCGUGGUUACGCUGCGCCGGGCGAGGGCACGACAUCGAGAACCUGCCUCUCAUUCCCCGUUUUUGUGCCGAACAUUUCGAGCCGACUGCUUUCCGAAAGGACGACCUGCGUCGUUCCCGUCUUCGAUCAGAUGCUCUGCCGACGCUUCUGCUUCCCGUCGCCGAUGAGACCGACGAUCCUCCCCCAAAGCGCCAAAAAGUCGUGACUCAGGCCUCGGCAACUGGACUGCCUGCACCCUGCGAGGCAGAAAUGACCCUCAGGGACUGUACUGCUGAGACAAACAUCCCUGCAGUGGUGCCACCUGUCCCUGUCGCAGACGUGCCUGCACAGUCGCAUCCACCCGAGUCUGCCUUCUCCACUUGUAGCAGUGGGGUGCCAUAUGAAUGCACAUCUCCUGUUCCCAGCAACAUGCCAGACUCUGACGCAACCUACUCUCCGUCUCACAGCGAGGAUUACGAGAGAAUCGAGCAUGGUGCAUCAGCUCCACCACCACCACCAGAAGAAGAGCGCCAGUUUCUGGUGUUCGAGAGCUGCCUAAGGGAGCUUUUCAAGACGUGCCAAGAGUGCUCAAGACUGUGCUAAACAACGAUCG